Messenger RNA from Aureobasidium vineae, 402 nucleotides. Lineage: Eukaryota; Fungi; Ascomycota; Dothideomycetes; Dothideales; Saccotheciaceae. The record is from the annotation of a GenBank genome assembly.
AUGCGCAACGAAGCCCAAUCCCUCUUCUACUCGACCAAUGCUUUUGUACUAAACAUCGAUGUUCCGAGGACUUUACUCAGGAUACCGGAGUUGCUUGCUCUGCUCGACAGUGGCUCUGAUGGCGGCAUUCUGAGCAUGAUCAAGGAUUUCAGGGUUCGGGUGGGAGGCAAUGUCAUGGUUGAUGUUUGCGGUCCGAAGAAUAGGUGGAGGAAAUAUGGGGCCAGGGUUUUGGUGGCCAGGGUGCCUGAGGAUGAGAUUACGGGAUUGUUGAGGGGCGAAGAGAAUAUUGGGAAAUGUGUUGGAGGGGUAUUGGACGAGGUUGGAGAGGAAGGCGGUGUCAGUGCUGGGCUGAUUAGGAGGGUGCUGGAUGAGAUAUUCUGGAACUGGGAAGGUGGCGGUUGA